AUGGCUGUCCAUGUGUGGGGACUCGUCGCCAUAAUUAUGUUCUACUUGCUAAUUUUCAUCCUUGGUAUCUGGGCGGCGAGGAAAAAUAAAAAGAAGGGGAAAGAGGCGACGAGUGAGGAUAUUUUGCUAGCAGGGAGAAAUAUUGGGGUAUAUCUCGGUAUAUUUACUAUGACAGCCACGUGGGUAGAUGGCGCUCUGAUCAGCGGGGUUGCAGAGGGUAUCUACACUUCCGGUUUGUCCUCGCUCAGUAUGCCGCUAGGGUACUGUAUGUCUACUAUUUUAGCUGCAUUCUUUGUCAAAAAGAUGCGCAAAGGCAAUCAUGUCACUAUGCUGGAUCCCUUCAACCGGAGGUUUGGUAAAAUCAUGACGGGGUUUUUGUUCUUGCCAGCUUUUACAGGGGACAUAUUUUGGUGUGCUGCAACUUUAUCUUCAUUAGGUACAACUCUGACCGUGGUUGUCGGGUUCGACCACUGGAUCGCCAUCACGCUGUCGACAGCAGUGGUCCUGAUAUACACGUUGUUUGGAGGACUCUACUCGGUCUCCUACACUGACGUCAUGCAGAUGUUGUUCAUCUUUGUAGGCCUGUGGCUAGCCAUUCCGUUUGCAAUGUCCAACCCCCUGAUGACGCCACUAUCAGAGACUACAGAGAAGUGGGUAAGGACAUUCCCUAACCACGAUAUCAGCACUUACAUAGACAUACUGCUACAAAUCAUGAUGGGAGGAAUACCUUGGCAGGUCAUGUGGCAGCGAGUCUUGGGGAUGAAGACAACGAGGUUGGCGGAAGUGAUGGUGUACGCAGGCGCAGCAGGAUUUGCAGUGUGCACAAUACCGCCUCUACUCAUAGGGAUGGUGGCAGUGUCUGUUGGUACAACUCUGACCGUGGUUGUCGGGUUCGACCACUGGAUCGCCAUCACGCUGUCGACAGCAGUGGUCCUGAUAUACACGUUGUUUGGGGGACUCUACUCGGUCUCCUACACUGACGUCAUGCAGAUUUUGUUCCUCUUUGUAGGUUUGUGGCUGGCCAUUCCGUUUGCAAUGUCCAACCCCCUGAUGACGUCACUAUCAGAGACAACAGAGAAGUGGUUGCUCUGA
Messenger RNA from Lingula anatina, 1092 nucleotides. Its product is annotated as high-affinity choline transporter 1-like. Gene Ontology annotation, biological process: transmembrane transport; acetylcholine biosynthetic process; choline transport. NCBI's taxonomy places the organism in Eukaryota, Metazoa, Brachiopoda, Lingulata, Lingulida, Lingulidae. Gene Ontology annotation, cellular component: plasma membrane. The record is from RefSeq and is a predicted model, not a curated record. Gene Ontology annotation, molecular function: choline:sodium symporter activity.